Molecule: messenger RNA, 2759 nt
Organism: Anas platyrhynchos (mallard)
Lineage: Eukaryota; Metazoa; Chordata; Aves; Anseriformes; Anatidae
Product: katanin p60 ATPase-containing subunit A-like 2
Molecular function (GO): ATP hydrolysis activity
Source: RefSeq, a predicted model, not a curated record
CCCGCCCUGCACUCCUCCUCCCGUUUCCCUGCCGCGACGGCAAAGGCUGCCCUUCCGCGUUGUAUUUAGAGCGGCAUUGGCACAAAGUGGGUAGAAAUGCCGGCGGGCCGCCCCCCCGACCCCGCCAGGGGCAUACGAAGAUUAGGUGGCUCGGGUCUCCACACCUAUAGUAUUUUUUCUGACCAUUGGGUCUUGACUGCUGUUGCAAAAGCGGACGCCAGCGAUUCGGGAGUUGGAUUCUGACAUGCUGUGGCAGCUAGAGAAGUGGAUUUUGGUCGACCUUCCAAGUAAAGAGGCGUGGUGAGCAAUGAUCAAGCACUGGCUGCCCUCUCUGAGCAACAGCAGAGGAGUGGAGCUGAGAACAGAUCUGGACUACAGCUUGCUGGGACAGAAAACUGAUGGGUACUCUGGUUCUGACAUCAAACUCGUGUGCAAGGAAGCAACCAUGAGAACAGUGAGGAAAAUCUUUGAUGCUCUUGAAAACCAUCAGCAAGGUAACAGUAACUUACCUGUGAUCCAACUGGACACAAUCACAACAGCAGAUUUCCUAGAUGUGAUUGCCCAUACCAAGCCAUCGGCAAAAAAGCUGAGCCAGAAGUACACAGCUUGGCAGAGAGAGUUUGAGUCAGUUUGGAGAGAAAAAUCCUAAAAGACUGAGAACUUCAAAGACUUUUGCUAUCCAAAAUGGCAUCUGUGUCACCUCCAAAGGAUUUGGAUUUGAUUGAUUUUGAUUAAUUUUUAGUCUUUUUUCGUAGUAUUUGUUUACAGGUCUGUAGUACAAGAGCUGGAGCAGAAAGCUUGUUAAGAGCAAUUAGAUGGUUAGUGUAAUUCUUCCUUUCUGAGACUCACUAAAUCAUCACAAUCAGAGCAGCUCUAGCAACAGAGGCUUGCAUGCCUUUUUAAUGAAGCAAAAGUAAUCAUUUUCAAUGAAAUUCAGUUUAAUAGUGCCUGGUAAACUUGGUUAGUUUGUUGUUUUAAUCUGCAAUCAGAACCUUGAUCAUAGAAUGGUUUGGGUUGGAAGGAACCUUAAAGGUCAUCUUGAUGUGCCAAACAUAUUACAUUCCGGUUGGUUUGGGAUAUUUCCAAGGUGGAAAGUGCAAGGGAUCAGAAGAAUUUGGAAUUAUUGUAGAAAAUCAGCAUUAUCUAGGCUAAUCUGGCUAGAAACUGGAUUGCUGGUAACCCACUGGUUUUCAGCCAGUCAUAAAACGUGAGGUGAGUCACAUAAAAAAGUUGAGUCUGUGCAGUGCUGCGGUAUUACCCAAGUUGGAGACUUUGCUGCUGAUAAUCAUGGCCAAGUAACCAGUCAGGUGCCUGUCAAGCUUUUUAUUGGAAAUUCUAAAUCAUUUUUUCAGCCUUUCAGGACUCAUCACUGUCCCCCUCUUACCUUCUCUCUUGCUUGGCAAGACAGUUAUUUUCUGUUUCUUCCAAUGUUUUCUUUGCAUGGUUUUCUGUGAAGCUGCUUUUUUAAGUGUCACGAUGCUCUCCAGCAUGCUCCCGGACCUCUGGAGAAGCAACAGUCCCCUUUUGUUCUAUUGUCUUGAGACAUGGGGUUAGAAAUUAGUUGGAAAAUUGUCAGGUGUGAUUUUUCUGUAUUUGGCACCAGUGGUAUUCCACUAGUUGAUCAAGUCUAACAAUACAAUGUAUCACAAGUUAUUACCUACACCUAUUGGGAUGAACCUCACCCUAGUGAUGCAAUUAGUUAAACACCAAGACCUGAUCAAAAUUUUAAAAGGCAUUCAGGAAAAUGGGGAGAACACUCUAACCAUUGUCUAUCGUGAUAUGAAGGAAAUAAGCAGAGUUUUGCAAAGAGUGAAACAAGACGCAAAUCACAACUGGUGGGAUGCACUCUUUGGAUGGUUGCCAACUGCAACUGGGAUUUUGAACACAUUGGGUCACCCAAUUAUUGUUUUAUUGAUGUUAGUUGGUAUAAGUUUAGUAUUGUCUUUUGUAAUACUUGUUUGGAAUUGGAAAUUGUUACAACGAAUGGCGAUAUUAGCUUUCUUGUCGAAAGUACAUGGCAAGGCAUUGAGGGAUACAUAUCAUAGAGAUUGGGAAGAAGAAUUUCUGUAUUAAGUAAAAGAAUUUACUAGAUUUUCUAGAAAAGGGGGUACUGAGAUAUGGGGUUAGAAAUUAGAGGGCGACUGAUUAAGAAUGAAUAUGUAGGCAACACUCAUUGCUUAAUAUGUGCUACAUUUGCGAUGUACUGUGGUUGUGCUGCGCUUAGGCCUCGAGAUAACAGGAGCCCCUGGGACUCCGAGAACCGGAUCAAACCAGCCUUAGGGUUUGUAUUGUGACCAAGGGCUCAGAGAUAAAGAGAAGUGUUUGUGAAAAGACAAGAAAAAGAAUGCCAAACUUGCAAGGCCUCGAGAUAACAGGAGCCCCUCAGACCUCAAGAACCAGAUCAAAUCAACAUUAUGGUUUGUACUGUAACCAAGGACUCAGAGAGCAUGCGCAAGAAGACAAGGUGAAAAGUUCAACCCUGAUGAAGAUAUCUUACUUCAUCCCAAUGACCACCCGGACGACCACCAGAGAGUACUACGCAAGCGCAGAAGGACUGAUAAGACAACUAGCAUAUGAAGCAGGGCUAGGUGGAGCUAGGAAAUGAAUAUGCAUAGAUAUGUUGCAAAACUUAAUGCAUAUGUAACGUUUUAGGGGAUAAAAGAGAAUGCGAGUGAACGAAUUCUAUGAAUUGUUGCGUAAUGCCUUUGGGAGCUAUCCCGCAUACGCCUGGUGCUGAAAUAAACCAUAUAUCUACUUUA